Talaromyces stipitatus ATCC 10500 is the source of this 1771-nucleotide messenger RNA. Its product is annotated as amidase, putative. Bases 151 to 1698 code for a protein of 515 amino acids. NCBI's taxonomy places the organism in Eukaryota, Fungi, Ascomycota, Eurotiomycetes, Eurotiales, Trichocomaceae. The record is from RefSeq and is a predicted model, not a curated record. The transcript is spliced from 4 exons.
AAGAUCGAAUAGGCAACAUUCCUGCUGAAAUUAAUUAUGGUUCAACGAUAGAAGCGUUUGGGUUUUCUCUAUAUAAGAAAUUAUUGAACCUUAUCUAGCCUCUAUAUACAAAGGCGCAGUCCCUGUGUUGUCUAGAUUGAACACGCCACCAUGGAAAUUACCCAGAAAAAGCUUUCUUUUGACAUCCUAACAACGACAGCGACAGACCUAUGCCGUUUAUUAGAGGCUGGUCAAACAACUACUGUCGAUAUUGUGGAUGCCUAUCUAGCACAAAUCGAGAGGCACAAUAAGACAGGACUUAAACUACGGGCAAUCAUUUCAACUGCAUCUCGGGAGGCUGUCCUGUCUCGAGCUGCAAAACUCGAUACCGAAAGACUUAAUGGCAAAAUCCGUAGUGCACUCCAUGGAAUCCCUAUUAUCAUCAAAGAUGCUAUAGUCACAUCCAAGGCACUCGGAAUGCCUACAACUGCGGGAGCCUUUGCUUUCAAAGAGGCCUACGGGAAGAGAAAUGCACCAAUUGUUGAACUGCUGAUACAGAGUGGUCUAGUCAUUAUAGGGAAAGCUAGUAUGACGGAGUUCUGUGGCCUUAAGGCGACCUGUAUUACAGCUGGAUGGUCUGCUGUAAAUGGCCAAACUCAGUCAGCCUAUAUCGUUGGUGGGUUUCGCGAAGAUGAUCUCUUUUGUGGUCGUUCGGGUCCUGGAGGCUCAUCCUCUGGAUCUGGCGUGGGAGUGUCCGCUGGGUUUGCGCCUCUAUCUGUAGGAACCGAAACAGGGGGGUCGAUCUGUAUGCCUGCAAAUAGGGCGGGUUUAUAUUCCAUGACAGCAACGUUAGGGACCGUUCCAACAGAUGGAUUGUUCACCCUCAGCCGAAGUUUCGACGGGCUAGGCGGUAUGACGAAAUCUCCCGAGGAUCUCGAGAUGUUGAUGAAUAUACUCCUAUCAACUCAAGCCAGAGACGAGCUGCCUCUGAAGUGGGAAGAUAUCUCAGUUGGUUUCGUUGAUCCCAUGGUAUGGAACGCUUUUGGGUUUCAAAAAUUCCGGGACGAGGGUGUGGAAAGGCAGAUUCUCGACGAAUAUGAAUGGGCAAGAACCCAAAUAGCCCAACGAGGUGCGAAGAUAGCUUAUCCCGUCAAGCUGCCCUCAAUGAAUGAUCUUAGGUACGAGGAAAAGAGUGUUAGCCAUUCGGUCUCAUUUUUCGAAUUCCCGAGGCAGUUUGAAAAGUUUUGCGUGGAGUUGUACGACCCAGAAGUAAGCUCCGUCCCGGAGUUGGUUGAAUUCAACAAUAAAAAUGCUGCCCAUGCUAUGCCUGAACCCCAUACUGACCAAACGGAUCUUAUUCAAACGUUAGAGUCUACAAUGACCGAUGAAACCGCUUCAGCUGCUAAAGCGCACGGGAAACUCUUAGCUGGCUCGCAGGGGAUUGACGCUGCUCUGACAGAGAAUAAAAUUGAUGUGAUCAUCGGCCCGGGUGAUUGUGAAAUUUGUGCAGUCGCCGCUCUGGCAGGUUCCCCUAAAGCAAUGGUUCCAAUGAGUCGAUUAAAGGGUUCAGCAGGACUGGGUCAGCCCCAAGGACUGAUGAUCAUUGGAGGAGCUGGAAGUGAGAGUAAAAUGUUCCAGUUCAUGAAACUAUGGAAGGAAGUGAUUGGGAAGUGGAAAGUUCCACCUUUGCUAGAGACGGCCGAGAGAGUGAUAAGUUGAAAUCUAGAGAUUUAGAUAUACGCUAUCUAGCAUCCAUAGAGCGAAAUGAAAGUCUCAAUCCAUUUAAACCCCC